Messenger RNA from Dentiscutata heterogama, 272 nucleotides. The record is from the annotation of a GenBank genome assembly. Lineage: Eukaryota; Fungi; Glomeromycota; Glomeromycetes; Diversisporales; Gigasporaceae.
AUCCUGAUAGUAGCAAUACUGGUACUGAAAUACCUAAAAAUAUUACUAUCGAAGAUUUUCCUGACCAAAUCGAAGAAUGUGAACCAUGGCCAAACACAAAUGACUUCUUAAUUCAUUUUUAUCAUAUUUAUAUAAUUAAAUAUAAAGGUGUUAAAAUUUAUCAAAUGAAUUUUGCAAAAAAAAUUCUUAUUUAUAGAUUUCCAAAAAAUGAAUUUGUAUUGUUAACUGGUACUAAUGAUGAGAUUGAAAAAUUAUGUAUAAAGCAAGAAUAA